Messenger RNA from Rhodotorula graminis WP1, 960 nucleotides. RefSeq lists its product as uncharacterized. The record is from RefSeq and is a predicted model, not a curated record. Bases 1 to 960 code for a protein of 319 amino acids. The transcript is spliced from 6 exons. Lineage: Eukaryota; Fungi; Basidiomycota; Microbotryomycetes; Sporidiobolales; Sporidiobolaceae.
AUGUCGGCCUUCAGCGAUGCGCCCGCGAGUCGCUCGGUCCCCUCGUCUGUUCUCGGCGAGGCCGCCGCCGUCUACAACGACGAGUGGCACGCCAAGCUGUCGCAGGUCCCUGGCCGUGCCGCACAUCUGCGCCUCGUGUUCGACGACGACGUCUCGCUCCUGUACUGGCACAAGGUGCACCGGUUCGACCGCGCAGGUCUCGAGCUUGACGCAGAGCUGGUGCCGACGCAGGCUCAGCCUCUUGGCGUCUGCGGCCUCGACGGCUACCUCGACACCGACUACUUGAACCACUCGAGCUUCGACCCGGAAAGCGAGCUCGUCCGUGCCCACGUCGGCGAGCACCUCGGCGUCUACAAGGUUCGGCGCAUGCCCAAGAUGCUCCCUUUCGAGCUCGCCGCCCGUCCUGCCGACCUUGCUCGUCACCGUCAAUCCGCCGCGUCCGGCGCCGCCGACCCACCACAAGCUGGUCAAGCACCAGCCGCACCCGCACGCCGCACUCACGAUUCUGCCCCGCACAUCUCGACCGAGCUCGCCCUCGUCCUGCGCACUCUGCGCAUCUUCAUCGAGUGCGUCGACGAGCUCGACCACCGCGCCGACAGCGGCGGCGGCGGCGGCACGGCGUUCUUCUCGCGCGCCGAGUGGGACGCGCUCGCGCACGAGGUGGCGAGCCUCGAAUGGGUCCACCUCUGGCUGCACGAGCUUGCCGACGGGCGGUACGACGCUGUGCGCCGGCUCCUCGACGAGCCGAGCGUCGCGCGUGCGCAGGCCGAGGUCGAGUGCGGCUGGCGGAAUGCGGGCAAGGACGACGAGGGCUCGAGCGUCAAAGCGCCGCCGACGGUUGAGCAGCUCCAGGAGCGCAACAGGCGUGCGUGGGGCCGAGCGUGGGAGCUCUUCGAGGCUUUCGUCCGAGUCGUCCAGACGCCGGGCCACCCUCGCAAAGCCCACUCGCGCUUCCUAUAG